CCUAAGAUCUACCUACCAACCAAAGCAACCCCGACAAUUUUUUUUUUUUUUGUCUUUCUCUACUGAACAAAGCUUCAACUACGAAAGAGAGGCACAGAAAUGGAGGCGGCGGCUGCUCUCACUGUUCCCACUAUAGCUGGUUUCUCUUCGUCAUCGUCCACCUCCUUAUUUUCCGGCAACAGUGGGCUCUUUCUCCACCGCCGUGUCCACCUACCGAAGAACAAUAUCAGAGUCAAGUCACCGGCGACAUUCUCUAUUCGCGCCGCCGCUAGUGGCGGAGAUAAUGCUGUGACAUUGCUUGAUUACGGCGCCGGAAAUGUAAGGAGUUUGAGGAAUGCUAUUCGCCGCCUUGGUUUCGACAUCAAAGAUGUCCAAACGCCUGAUGAUAUUCUAAAAGCAAACCGUCUUAUAUUUCCUGGUGUCGGAGCAUUUGCUGCAGCAAUGAACUUUCUCAAUGAAAAAGGAAUGGCCGAGGCUCUAUGUGAUUACAUCAACAAUGAUCGCCCUUUUUUAGGCAUUUGUUUGGGACUCCAGCUGCUCUUUGAAUCUAGCGAAGAAAAUGGACCAGUGAAGGGUUUAGGUUUGAUACCCGGUGUUGUUGGACGCUUUGAUUCCAGUGAAGGAUUAAGAGUACCACAUAUUGGCUGGAAUUCCUUGCAAAUUGAGAAGGAUGCUGGAAUUUUGGAUGAUGUAGCAAGCCGUCAUGUCUACUUUGUUCAUUCUUAUCGUGCCAUGCCUUCAGAUAACAAUGAAGAGUGGGUGACUGCAACUUGCAACUAUGGAGACAAUUUCAUUGCGUCUGUAAGAAGAGGAAAUGUUAAUGCAGUUCAAUUUCACCCAGAGAAGAGUGGAGAUGUUGGUCUCUCUAUAUUAAGACGUUUCUUACACCCGAAGUCCUCCAUAUCAAAGAAGCCAGCUGAAGGAAAAGCAUCAAAAUUGGCAAAGAGGGUGAUUGCUUGUCUCGAUGUGAGGGCUAACGACAAAGGAGAUCUUGUUGUGACAAAAGGAGAUCAAUAUGAUGUUAGAGAACAGACAGAAGAAAAUGAGGUAAGAAAUCUUGGCAAACCCGUUGAACUUGCUGGGCAAUAUUAUGAAGAUGGAGCUGAUGAGAUCAGUUUUCUCAACAUCACAGGUUUUAGGGACUUUCCAUUGGGCGACUUGCCAAUGUUGCAGGUUCUGAGAUUUGCUUCAGAGAAUGUUUUUGUUCCAUUGACGGUGGGAGGUGGCAUAAGGGAUUUUACUGAUGCAAAUGGAAGGCACUACACUAGUUUGGAAGUUGCUUCAGAAUAUUUUAGGUCAGGUGCUGAUAAAAUUUCUAUCGGUAGUGACGCUGUUUAUGCUGCUGAAGAGUAUUUGCAAACUGGAGUAAAAAGUGGAAAGAGCAGCUUGGAACAGAUUUCUAGAGUUUAUGGCAAUCAGGCAGUUGUGGUAAGCAUUGAUCCUCGCCGAGUAUACAUAAAUACUCCUAAUGAUGUACCAUUCAAGUCUGUUAAGGUGACUAAUCUAGGCCCAAAUGGAGAAGCAUAUGCUUGGUAUCAGUGCACGGUCAACGGUGGGAGAGAAGGCCGUCCAAUUGGCGCGUAUGAGCUUGCAAAAGCUGUGCAGGAGCUAGGAGCUGGUGAAAUAUUACUUAACUGCAUAGAUUGUGAUGGUCAAGGAAAAGGAUUUGAUAUAGAUCUUGUAAAGCUCAUCUCCGAUGCUGUCAGCAUCCCUGUAAUUGCAAGUAGUGGGGCUGGUUCUCCUGAACACUUUUCAGAAGUUUUCAAGAAGACGAAUGCUUCUGCUGCACUUGCAGCUGGAAUAUUCCAUCGCAAGGAGGUACCUGUUCUAUCUGUGAAGGAGCACCUGUUAAAGGAAGGCAUUGAAGUCAGAAUGUGAAGGGGAAGCCAUUUGACAUGUGGAGUACCCGUGACUAAUUUCAAGGGAAAGUCCUCUAUUUUUUGGGAAGAAGUCAAACUGGAAGUUACGUAAUAGCGUUGUACGUUGUACUUAUAGUGGUCUUCUGUCCUGGUAUAAAUUGGUAAUCCUUUAUAAUCGAUCAACCAAAGGGGUCAGGAGUCUGUAUUCUGUAUUUUGCUGACGGUUAAGAAUAUUUCAUUUUUGCUGACGGUUAAGAAUAUUUCAUCAGAUUUUUCAUGUGCUACCCUGAAUCGGUUAGUUCACAGUUAUUUAGCAGGAAGUGUUGCCUUCACCGUACCAUUGUAUUCCCAUUGUAAUGCACAUGGUAGCCUUUUUCAUGAUUAUUUAGCAGGAAGUGUUUAACA
This is a messenger RNA of Spinacia oleracea (spinach), 2264 nucleotides long. RefSeq names its product imidazole glycerol phosphate synthase hisHF, chloroplastic. Gene Ontology annotation, molecular function: imidazoleglycerol-phosphate synthase activity; glutaminase activity. Bases 100 to 1878 code for a protein of 592 amino acids. NCBI's taxonomy places the organism in Eukaryota, Viridiplantae, Streptophyta, Magnoliopsida, Caryophyllales, Amaranthaceae. Gene Ontology annotation, biological process: L-histidine biosynthetic process. The record is from RefSeq and is a predicted model, not a curated record. The transcript has 19 exons.